AUGGCGGCAUCAGCCAUAGGUCGCUCCGUCCUAAAAUUCCGAUCAUCUGCUCAAAUCCUCAAGCCAUCACCAUUUCUCUUACAUUCUUUCCGACCGUUUUCCGCUGACUCCGUAUCGCAUGCCGCCGGUUGGCAGCCAAUGCCAGAAUACGAUUUAGAACAUUGGAAUGUUCAUGUGGAGAGACCUGGUGGCGUUGGUUCUAAUAAACAACAGAAGAUUGAUUGUUACAUUCAAACCCUAGCUAUGGUUUUAGGAAGCGAGGAAGAAGCAAAAAAGAAGAUUUAUAAAAUUAAUCUUGGUAGUUUUGGAUGUGAGAUUGAUGAAGAGACGUCAAGGAAGAUUAUAGGACUACCUGGUGUGACGAGCGUUGGACCUGAUCUAUACUUUUAUAAAGAUGUCAACGAACUUGGAGGCAGUGAAUGCCUCUGA
Erigeron canadensis is the source of this 429-nucleotide messenger RNA. RefSeq names its product multiple organellar RNA editing factor 2, chloroplastic-like. Gene Ontology annotation, biological process: mitochondrial mRNA modification; cytidine to uridine editing. The record is from RefSeq and is a predicted model, not a curated record. The transcript is spliced from 4 exons. Lineage: Eukaryota; Viridiplantae; Streptophyta; Magnoliopsida; Asterales; Asteraceae. Bases 1 to 429 code for a protein of 142 amino acids. Gene Ontology annotation, cellular component: mitochondrion.